GGUGUGAGCCGCUGCCUUGUCGCAGUCAAGGGGAACUGGAGCCAGGCGCAGAUCCACAGCGAUAUCGAGACAUUCAGAGCCACAGGUACCAACCAUGUCCGACUAUGAUGAUGUCCGACCUGUUCCACACAGGAGUAAAGUGUGCCGGCGUCUCUUCGGUCCCGUGGACAGUGAACAGUUGCGCCGUGAUUGCGAUGCGCUCAUGGCGGGCUGUCUCCAGGAGGCCCGAGAACGGUGGAACUUUGACUUCGUCACUGAGACGCCGCUGGAGGGCAACUUCGUCUGGGAGCCUGUUCGGAGCCUAGGGCUGCCCAAGAUCUACCAGAGCCCUGGGUCCCGCGGCCGUGAUGACCUGGGAGGGGACAAGAGGCCCAGCACCUCCUCUGCCCUACUGCAGGGGCCAGCUCCGGAGGACCACGUGGCCUUGUCCCUGUCUUGCACUCUGGUGUCUCACGCCCCUGAGCGGCCUGAAGACUCCCCGGGAGGGCCCGGAACAUCCCAGGGCCGGAAACGGAGGCAGACCAGCCUGACAGAUUUCUACCACUCCAAGCGCAGAUUGGUCUUCUCCAAGAGAAAGCCCUGAAGUGCCCCACGGGAGCCUCGCCCUCUUCUGCUGUGGGCCAGGAGGCCUCUUCCCCGUCUUCUACCUUAACCCUUAUUCUGUGUGUCUUAAUUAUUAUUUGUGUUUAAUUUAAACUUCUUCUGUAUAUACUCUGCCUGCCCUCUCCCAGUCUCCAAACUUAAGAGUUAUUUAAACAAACAAACAAACAAACAAACAAACCUAAAUUAGUAGGACGCUAGGCCCCCUUAGUGCUGGGGAUUUUUAUUAUGUAGACUAUUAUUUAAGCCCUUCUUAACCCAACCUCUGUGUUUCCUAUCCUGGAGGGAAGGUUGCACUGUCUUCAUGCCUUCGGCAUCCAUCUCUCUCCUAACAUACCCCCUCCACUCCCUGCCUGGUUCCUUGCCACUUCUUCCCUGGGGGUGAUCCUCAGACCUGAAUAGCACUUUGGACAACUGAGUAGGACUUCGGGGUCUCCUUCUCACCUCUAAGGCCAGCUAGGAUGACAGUGAAGCAGUCACAGCCUAGACCAAGGAUACCCAACCGUAAUAUCCUGACCCUUGACAUGGUCCCUACUCUGGGUUUCCUCUGCCACUCCUGGGGAGCCCUCCUGCCCUGUGGGUCUCUGCCAGCUG
Grammomys surdaster is the source of this 1194-nucleotide messenger RNA. It is a transcript of the gene Cdkn1a, whose product is annotated as cyclin dependent kinase inhibitor 1A. The transcript has 3 exons. NCBI's taxonomy places the organism in Eukaryota, Metazoa, Chordata, Mammalia, Rodentia, Muridae. Bases 95 to 583 code for a protein of 162 amino acids. Gene Ontology annotation, molecular function: cyclin-dependent protein serine/threonine kinase inhibitor activity. The record is from RefSeq and is a predicted model, not a curated record. Gene Ontology annotation, biological process: signal transduction by p53 class mediator; regulation of mitotic cell cycle. Gene Ontology annotation, cellular component: nucleus.